GCUGCAGACAUUCAUUUUGCCCCUCCCUUUCUCUUUCAGACUCCGGGCAGAGCUGGGUCUCAGAGCUCGGAUUCCGAUUCAUCUGCUGCUCCAGGAAAUGCCGUGGAUGUGAACAAUGAGGGCUCCUCUGAGGGAUUUAUCUGUCCUUUGUGUAUGAAGUCUCAUGGAUCAGCUGAGGAGCUGUUCAAGCACUAUGAAGCAGUUCAUAAUUCUGGCAUCGAUUCAACUUGUGGAGGGGAAGGUCACCUGUCAUCAGAAAGAGAUGAAGUAUCACUGCUCCGACAAGAAGUGCAAGACUUGCAAGCUUCACUGAAGGAGGAAAGAUGGUAUUCAGAAGAGCUGAAGAAAGAACUAGAGAAAUUGCAGGGGCAGCAGCAGCAAGAUUCUAAGUCUGAUGGAUUGACUACAUCUACAUCUACAGAAUCAUUAGAACGGCAACUAGAAGAGAUCCAAGUAGAAAAUUUUAAUAUUAAGCAAAUGAAAGACUUAUUUGAGCAAAAAGCAGCACAACUGGCCACUGAAAUUGUGGAUCUUAAAGCUAAGUAUGAUGAAGAAAUCAGCCUUCGGGAAGGUGCAGAACAGAAAAUGACAAACCUAACGCAGGAACUACUGAAGGAGAGAAGUACCAUAGAAGACUUAAAGACAGAGCUGCUACAAAGGCCUGGUGUGGAAGAUGUGGCUGUUCUUAAAAAGGAAUUGGUCCAAGUUCAGACACUGAUGGACAAAAUGACUUUGGAACGUGAGAGAGAAUCUGAAAAGUUGAAAGAUGAGUGCAAGCACUUGCAGGCAGAGCAGGCAAAUUCAGAGGCUACCAUUAAUCAGUUAAGAGCUGAACUUGCCAAAGGACCUCAGGAGGUAGCUGUAUAUGUUCAGGAGCUGCAAAAACUUCAAAGUUUAGUCAAGGAGCUAGAACAGAAAAACCAGAAUCUGACUGAGAAGCUGCUGAAGAAGGAGCAGGAGUACAGCCAGCUAGAAGAAAAACACAAUGAGCUAUCUGUGAGUAAAAAGAAUGUACAGGCAAGCUUUCACCAGAAGGACCUGGAUUGCCAACAGCUUCAGGCAAAACUGUCUGCAUCAGAAGCUUCGAUACAGAGAUUACAGACAGAGCUAGGUGAGAAGGGAGAAGCAAGCCAGAAGCUUAAAGAAGAAUUAUCCGAAGUAGAAACAAAGUACCAGCAUCUUAAGGCAGAAUGUAAACAGCUCCAGCAGCAGAGAGAGGAAAAAGAACAGCAUGGCUUGCAGCUCCAGAGCGAGCUCAGUCAGUUGCAUAGUAAGCUUCUAGAAACAGAACGCCAGCUGGGGGAAGCACAUGGGCGGCUUAAGGAGCAGAGGCAGCUCUCUAGUGAAAAGCUGAUGGACAAAGAGCAGCAGGUGGCUGAUCUUCAGUUGAAGCUUUCUCGUGCUGAAGAACAGCUAAAGGAAAAGGUGGCAAAUUCCACGGAAUUGCAACAUCAAUUAGAUAAGGCAAAGCAACAGCACCAGGAACAGCAGACGCUUCAACAAAACACGACAUCAAAACUUCGAGAAGCCCAGAAUGAUUUGGAGCAAGUACUACGACAAAUUGGAGAUAAGGACCAAAAAAUUCAAAAUCUUGAGGCCUUGCUUCAAAAGAGUAAGGAAAAUAUCUCUCUGCUUGAAAAGGAAAGAGAGGAUUUGUAUGCGAAAAUUCAAGCUGGUGAAGGAGAAACUGCAGUUCUUAACCAGCUACAGGAGAAAAAUCACGCUCUGCAAAUACAGGUAACUCAGCUGACAGAGAAGCUGAAGAAUCAAUCAGAAAGUCAUAAACAAGCCCAAGAAAAUUUGCAUGAGCAAGUGCAGGAACAGAAGGCACAUCUAAGAGCUGCUCAAGACCGUGUGCUCUCUCUGGAAGCCAAUAUCACUGAGUUGAGCAGUCAGCUAAAUGAAAGUAAAGAGAAAGUAUCACAACUUGAUGUACAGGUAAAAGCAAAAACUGAAUUGCUGCUUUCAGCUGAAGCAUCAAAAGCUGCUCAAAGAGCAGACCUUCAGAAUCAUCUGGACACUGCCCAGCAUGCACUGCAAGACAAGCAACAGGAGUUAAAUAAGGUCAGUGUUCAGUUGGAUCAGGUUACGGCUAAGCUGAAUGACAAGCAGGAAUACUGCGCUCAGUUGGAAGCCAAUCUCAAAGACUACAAAGAGCAACAUCUUUAUUUGGAACAGAAAACUGAAGAGCUAGAGGGACAGCUUAAGAAACUUGAGGCUGACGUUCUUGAUGCUAAAGCAAGCAAAGAACAAGCUCUUCAGGAGUUACAGCAACAGCGACAGCAGUCUACAGAAUUAGACCUCCGGAUAGCAGAGCUGAGUAAACAACUUGAAGCAGAAAGAGAAGCUACGUCUAGUGUUAAAUUGGAUUUACAGAAGAAAUCUGAGGCCCUUGAACAAGCAAAACAGCAAAUCUCAAAGCGAGAGGAGGAAAAUGCCAGCCUCAAAAAAAAUCUUGAGAAAUCAAGUCAAGAUACAAGUAAACAACUCAAGGAAUUAGACUGUAAAAUGCAAGCAGCAACAUCAGAGCUGCAACAGGUGAAAUUAGAGAAGGAUACUUUGGUAAAGGACCUUACAGCUACCAAAGAGAAACUCUCAAAAAAUUCUGAAUCCUUCAAAAAAAGGAAGGAAGAAUUAGAAAAAGAAAUAGAAAAAGGAAAAGCAGCUGUAGCAGAAAUGGAAAAAUCUUACCAAGAAGUAAAACAGCAGCUCCAGGUACAGACAGAGUCUGUAGCUAAAGAGAGGAAUGAAUUGAAAAACUCACUGGAAAAAAAGGAGGGGAUUUCUAAGCAAUUGUCAAUAGAACUUGACUCAACACGAGCGCAAGUACUGGAAAUUCAGGGUCUUCUGAAAGAGAAAGAGAACAGCGAGCAGCAUCUUCAGGGAAAGCUGAGAGAAAUAAAGGAAUCUUUUGAGCAGAAGAAAAAGCAUAGUGAAACGCUGCAAGCUGAAUUAAAAACUGCCCUUUUAGAAAAGGCAGAACUGGAGAAUAAACUGCAACAGCAGACUAUUUUGUCAGCUCAGGAGCUUAAAGCAGAGAAAGGAAAACUAGCAGACUUACAGAAGACCCAUGAAAAAAAUAAGGAAAACAUGGAAAAGCUGCAGCUGGACCUGUACGGGAAAGAGUCUGAGCUGUUGGCAACCAGGCAAGACCUUAAGUCCACAGAAGAAAAACUGGCUCUUGCUCAAGAAGAAUUAGUUUCCAGCAGAAACCGAAUUGCCAGCAAUAAUCAGCAGAUUCAGGAACUGAAGAAAGCAAAGUCAGCGCUGGAACAGGAUGCAUCAAAGAAGGAGCAGCAACUGGGCGAGAAGACCAAAAUGCUACAGGAUCUUCAGAAUGAGAGGAUUUUAAAAGAAAAAGACUUAGCUAAUGAAAAAUGUAAAACAACAGAGCUCCAGGAAAUAAGGAAUAGACUUGAAAAAGAAAGUGCCAAGCUGAGCGAAGAGCUUAGAAUCUGCAAGCAAGAAUUUGAGAAGGAGGUGGCAAAUCUCAAGGAUGCGAAACAGCUACUGAUUCAACAGAAAUUAGAGCUUCAGGGCAAAAUAGAUAAUAUGAAUUCAACUCUGGAACAGGAGAAGAAAAACCAACAAGCUGUCAAAGAUCAGCUGAAAAAGAGAGAAGAGGAACUGAAGAAAGAAUGUGCUGAAAUUGAAGCCAAACUGCACUCAGAGGUGAAAGAGAAAGAAGAAGAAAACCGGAAACACGAGGAGAAGGAGACCAAGCUCACCAUGCAGGUCACAGCUCUCAAUGAAAACCUGGCUACCAUGAAGAAAGAGUGGCAAAGCAGUCAGAGACGGGUUAGCGAACUGGAGAAACAGGCAGAUGAUUUACGUGGGGACAUUGCUGUCUUAGAAGCAACUGUGCAGAAUAAUCAGGAUGAGAGAAGAGCAUUGCUAGAGAGGUGUAUAAAAAGUGAGGGAGAAAUUGAAAAGCUUCAAUCCAAACUUGUAGAAAUGAAGAAAAAGCUGGACAACACUACUGCUGCAAUGCAGGAGCUAGGCCGAGAAAACCAGUCAUUACAGAUCAAACACACCCAAGCUCUCAACAGGAAAUGGGCAGAAGACAAUGAGGUACAGAAUUGUAUGGCCUGUGGAAAAGGCUUUUCAGUGACAGUGAGAAGGCAUCACUGUAGACAGUGUGGAAAUAUCUUUUGUGCUGAGUGCUCAGCAAAGAAUGCCUUAACUCCUUCUUCUAAGAAGCCUGUCCGAGUCUGUGAUACUUGCUUUAAUGACUUGCAAGGAUAACUGGUGUGAGUGACAAAGAAAUGUUACACUAAAAUUUAUUAUUUCUGUUAAUGCACUUCAUUCAGCACUCAGACUACUACUCAGUUUGGACAAUGAUUGUAACACUUGGCAAAAUUUAGUAUAUUUUAAAAUGUUUAUUGAUACCAAGUAAAACUAUUGUAUUUUUUGUGAGAUAUGGGCUCAGAUCACCCAAGCUUAUUGCCGUCUAUCCUGGAAAGAGCUUCUAUGUCUAGAUUAGAAAUACCCAGUUAUUUGUAAAUAAAGUUUAAACAGAGGAGUAACAAUGUAUUUUUUUAUCUUUAUUUUUUUUUUUCAAGAGAAAAUGCAUUUAUGUGAUACUGCAGUUUAUUCUUCUUUCCUUCAAAGGAAAAGGAAGAUGCAAAAACUUGUGAGGAUUUUGUGUAUCAAAUGUUGCUGUAAUAGCAUAACUCGUUGUUGCAUUUAAUUGUGUAUCUGAUGGUCUUUAUAACCCCGUGUGGUUUUGUUUUCUUUCUCUCUGGUUUUUGGACUUUUCUCUUUAAAGCUUGAACUCCACAGUGAGGGUUAAAUGGCUGGAAUCAACUCUCAGUUUUAUUUGCCCACUUAGAAUUUGUAGUGUCAGCACCUGAGUUCUUACCCAACUACAGAACUUGGAUACUGGAAUAUCUUUAUGCAUACUGUACUCAUAGUUUGCGUGUGUAUGCGUGAACAAAUGAUGAGGCCAAGUUUAGUGGGCAUUGUAGGAACAUUACAUGAAGCUCUCCCACAUGGACUGAUUUCACUUUUACAUAGUUGAUGAAUUGAUUUUAAUAUUUCAGAAACCCUUUAUAUGCAGGUUUUAAAAAACAGAGAGUGCAGAUAGUAGCCUGUAGUCCAUUUGUCACCAUGCCCAUACUUGGAAGAUCCAGGAAGUCCUUGUGGUUCUGAGGCAUGUCCUGAAAUUCCACACUAGGAAUCCUACUAAGGAAAACUCUCUUCAGAGGGUUCUGCAGUUAAGCUGAACUUUACUCCUGUCUCUUCCUUCACCUUUGGUGGAAAAAGCUGGUACUCCUAACAGACCUCAUUUUUCCAUUGUUCCAUCUGUCUUCUGUUGCUGAGGGUUCUUAAAUUGUAUGCUAGUUCUAUAAUUUACUCUGCUUAGAAUGAUGAUGCAAAUCUCCUGCUGCUGGCUUAGCUUUAAGCCAAACAGCUCUAAAUAAGCAGGUAGAUAUAUACAGAUUUAGAUCAUAGAUUCAUUGAAUUGCUUGGGUUGAAAGGGGCCUUUAAAGAUAACUACUCCAACCCCCUUGCAAUGGACACUAAAUCAGGUUGCUCAGAGUCCCAUCUGACCUGACUUUGAACAUUCCCACCAAUGGAGUAGCCACAGCUUCUCUGGGCAGUCUCUUCUGGUGUCUUACCACCCUUUGUUUGUUCAGAUUUUACUUUUCUGUACUAGCAAUGGAGGUUCCUGAUGCGUUUAUGUAAAUUCCAAAUCUUUUUCUUGUGUUUUUCUCUACGCUUGUGUUUGUUUCCUGCCUGUGUCUAACUGUGCCUCUCUUUGAAAUAAGUAUCUGGUGUUUGGCCUCAAAACUAUUAAUAUUAUUUCUUCUGAGCUAAGGUCAUCUCUUCUGAUACUUAGAGCCCCUUUGUCUUGAAUACUCUAAUAAAUUCCUUACAACCCAAGCCAUUCUCUGUCUGUGCUGGCUAUUUGGAGAUAAGGAAUAUGUCCUCAGUUCCGCUACUCCUUGCCUCCUAAGGUAAAGAAACAAAUUCUGUUACAGUGGUGGACAGUUAGCCAUCUUUAGGUAGGUUUGUUUACUUUUAUGUACUGACAGGUCUGUAUGUGAAUGAAGAAGAGAAUUUUGUGAAAAAUCUCCAGUCCUGACUCUGAAAUGAAAAGACUUCUUAAUCCCUCUUCCCCAGUAGUGAUCUAUGUUUCUUAUGUAGUUACCUAGUUCUGAAUUUGCAUCCUCAAGGAUUCUUUCUCAACAAGUUUUAUUAUUUCCCAAAAGCCAGCUGAGUUAUUUAACUGGUUCUCGCAACUAUAGAAGGGCUUGGAAUAAAAGCAUGAUAACAUGAAAUACUUACUAAGUUUUCUAGUUUGAAUUUGAGAGUUGCUUGCUUGAAAGAAGCUGCUGCUGCAAUGACUCUGUAUGAACAGAUCUUCUGGACUUGCUACAUCUCCUUGUCGUUGCAACUGCUCAAAAUAAGAAUUGUUUGAAUAGGAAGUAAGAGCAGAAUUUUGCCUCUGGUAAUUUCUUCUAUUUAUUUAUUAACUGAGGGAAUCCAGAAUGUUUGCUUUCAAGCCUUUCUUUGUCUGACAGGUGACUUCAGAAAUCUGGCAAUGGUAAAGAGAUUGGAGUCUUGCUCUAGUAUAGGUCUGGUAGUGAAACAGAUGGAGCCUGGUACUGCUUUCAGGGCAAAGGGCAAAAAGAUUAAACAGAAGGGAUUUUAAGAGUGAAGGCUGAAGCCUCCCACGACUGCAUGAAGGACAAAAUGUAUGUCAUAGAUGAAGAUGGAAAUCUCUCAGGGGAGCAGGGGAAGUGGUUAAAAGACUCACUUGUGUUCAGAUAUUUUAUUUUUGUAUGGGGAUGUUUGAAACCUGAAGAGAUGGCUCUACAGAAAGGAGAAAAUGGUAGAAGUUCUAAUAGAGUUGUUCUUGAUUUAACCUUUUGCAAUGCUUUUGUUUAAAGAAGUCACCUCACUCAGCUGGCAGCUGAAGCAGUGUGUUUGGUUGACCACAGGAUAACUCUUGAUGUGGAGUUCCCCAUCUUCAGGGUGAAACCAGCUGUUUCUUUUUGAUUUUUGGUUGCUUUUUGAUGACCAAUGACUUUUUGAGGGGACAUAAAUGUUUUUCAAAUACAUAUUUGCAGAAAAAUGAAUUGUUAAAAUCAGGAGGAACAGUGAGGCAGAAGCCUGCAUGCUCGAGGACUGAGUUUACAGCAAAGUCAGGAGUUCUACAGCUUUUCACUGGAGUACAUUUGUGUCUUCAUGCUAAAUCUUAUGCUCCUAUGCUUUUGCUAAGUGCAGAUCUGUAAUCACUGACGAAUUGAUGGACCAUAUAACGCUGUCAGCCUGGCUUUCAGGUUGGAAUCUGCGCUCAAGCUUGGGAAAAUGACCUAUGAGGAUUAUUAUUAUUGUAAGGAAAACUGGAAGUUGAAAAGCUCUGGAUUUAUAAAUCUGCUCAUAGGUUCUGUUACUGUGAUGGGUGUGUUUUCAGUAGGAAUAUGCUUUUUUUGUUAUUGUUGUUGCACUGUUUUAAAAGAGAAAUAAUAGGGAAAAGCCUAGUAAAAAGACUGGCAAGUUUCACCACACAGAGUUAAAGGACUCUGGACAAAGUAGUUGAGUGCACUGAUUUUUCUGACUACAAAAACAGAAGAAAAAAAAAGUAGGCAGAAGAAACUAGAACAUGGGAACCAGAGGACAUGGAGUGAUUUGCUUUAGCCUUUAGCAUGAACCUCAUUGCUCUUAUUCACUGAGGAGAGGCUGUAAUGGAGCAAGAUGCAGAGGGAAAAAAUGGUAAAAUAUAUGCUUGCAGAAGUAGGUAUGUGGGAUCCUCAAGCUGCCUUUGGUUACCAGCUAUUACUAUGGCAUCAGGAAUGUGACAGUGAGCUGUGGGUAUUUUUUUUCCUAAAACUGUGGAUUAAGCCUCCUCAGAGAGGACAUUCAGAAUCUUUGGUGGGAGCAGAAUGUGAAACACCAGCUGCUGCAUGGGCUGAGGCAAUCUAUGGAAGCAACUGAAAAAGUAUAAAGGAUGGUGGUGUUAAGGAUGGGGAAAGGUUCUUUUAGCUUUUAAAAGACAUUGUAUCUCUUCCUAAUCGAACAGCCAUGAUCCCUUGGGUUGUUGCCUCUAAAAUACCAAAUCAUACUGUUUUUAUUCCAGCCUCAUGUCAGCAAUACAUACUUCAUAUUUCUACACUGCAGUCCCUGUGGAGGCAGGAUGCGCUGUGGGGCUCAAUGGCAGGCUUUUGAUCUUAGGUGGAUAUGCUUCACUGUUGUUUCUUCUCCCUAUGUAUUCCUUCCCUCCAGUGACCUUUCUACAACGAUUUAACAAAGAAAAUAAGGCAGAGUCACAGUAGGAAAACUUGCUGUCUGCAGAUGAGGAGACGAAGGGAAAUUUCACUGCUGCUUCCAGCAGUGUUUUAGCUUAAAGUGCAUUUUUUUUCCUCUGUUUUUGAAAGGUGUCAAGUAACCAAGUUGUUGUAGAGUGUGGAGCACUAGGCUCACAAGAGCAAUUAAUAUUUUUGUUGGUUUUGGAACCAUCAGGAUUAUUUGUGAAUCUUCACUAGGGAGCUUUUCUUAGUGGAGGAAGAGGUGUUUGGGAGCACAAAGUAACCUUGCUGUGUUUGUAUUACAUUAGCAAGAAUAAUUGAACCUCAGAUACUAGAGGUAAGAAAAGUGACAUUCCUGAAGAGGAGACCUGGAAAAUUCAAGUAUUAUUCUGGAUUGUUAAAUGCCAGUUAAAUGGAAAGUUGUAGCAAAUGUUUUUUUGCAAAACUUAAAAAUUUAUGAUCAAUACUCAGUGUCAGACAGAAAACUGCUGGAGCUGAAGUUCAGAGCAUAAACUCUGCCAGGAGGGAUGACACAGAAGUUUAAGAAUGCGAAAACUGAUAAAUUACUCCUCCAGGGUACCACCUUUCCACACGCAUUCUUGUGGGACUAGGAAAUAACACUGUCAUUUGCACUAUGCACUUUUGCUGUCUAACUGAAUAUAAUCUGGGGUAAGUGGAAUGGCGUUGUUGGCAUUGCAUCUGUUAGCUGUAAUCAAUGGACAGAAGGUUUAUCUUCAGCUGGACUUUUCACUGUAUUACAUUUGGCCCCUUGCUAUGUAAGGAGAAUUGCACUCAUAAUUACUGUGUACCAAAAGCAAGAUCAUCUGAGAGCACAUGUAACAAGAAAAUUCAUGUAGUCACGCACACGUUGUCUUUGUAGAACUUCAUUUUAAGAUUAUAAAAUGAGAAUACGUGAAUUUUAUAUAUUUUCAAGGUUUUUGCCAGUUGUUCAAUUCAUUUAUGAAGCAUUGACCUCACUGUCUCUUCUAGGAUAAGUCUGAAAUUACUGUCUAACCACAGCCCCUCUCGAAAAGCAGUAAAUGGUGUACUUUGCAAAACCAGCAAUAAUUGGAUAAUGAAAUCCCUCCACAGAAACUCAGUUUUUCACUUUUUAUUUUUUUAUUGUUUAAGGGCACUGAACGAAGAGCUUUGCAUCUUUAGAGAGAGCAUUAGAUGCGUCUUAUGAUCACAAUAACAAAUAGGUACUAGUUAGUGUCAUAAACUCUGCCUUCGGUCUGUAGCGUGCCACAUACUAUGGACUGCUGUGCAGCAGAUACAGGAGUAUCAGAUCAAUUGAAGAUUACUGAAGCCCCACUAACACACUUGGAUCAGUGUUACGAUGAAAGUAGAAGCCUGGUAGUUACGUUUUCCAACCUUGCAUCCCCCUAUGACCUCAACUAACUAACUAACUAACUAAAUCUGUUUUCUGCCUUUUUUGGGUAAAGAGGGCUUGGAGCAGGGCUCAUUGUUAGAUGUCAGGCCGGCAGUGGCAGGCCCAGGCUCCUGCUGUUGGCUUUAUGGCAAAGUGCUCUGUUGUAUCACGCUGAGCCUUGAUUCCUGGCACAAGAGGGGUGUUUAGGAGAACGUCUCGCUGAGUUAGCAAAUACCAGAACUUUUUAUAUUUAUGUGUCCAAAAUGCUGCUUGUAUAGGAUUUGUCACUUUUGUAAGAAAAGAAGAAAAAAUAACAAAAAAAGAGUCAUAAAACCCCACCAUCCCCCAUUACAUAAUAUUUCAUUUGAACUACCUCUCAGCGUAAGAUUCAAACAUUAGGUAAGUUUAAUAGGGUUUGCUCACUGUCACAUUAUGUAAAAAUUAUAGUGAAUGCCAAAAUCGCAAAAGUUCAUCACCAAAAAAUAAUUAAAAAAAAAAA
Molecule: messenger RNA, 10126 nt
Organism: Meleagris gallopavo (turkey)
Lineage: Eukaryota; Metazoa; Chordata; Aves; Galliformes; Phasianidae
Source: RefSeq, a predicted model, not a curated record